Molecule: messenger RNA, 1782 nt
Organism: Rotaria sp. Silwood2
Lineage: Eukaryota; Metazoa; Rotifera; Eurotatoria; Philodinida; Philodinidae
Source: the annotation of a GenBank genome assembly
AUGAAUAUAGUCUGUACUCAUAUCGUGACUAUGUUCAACAAUUUAAUAUGUUUAAAAUUUCAUCCAUAUUCCGAUAUUUAUGUUGCCAGAGAGGAACGAUUAUCAUUCAGUUUAAGUGAACCUCCAAUAUUUUUUUCUUCAAGUUUAAUGGAAUUACAUAUUAAUGUUGAAGAUUUUACUGACUGUCUUUAUCUACUCGAUGGUCGUUUCAAACAACUUCAUACUUUCUAUGUUGAUGUUCAUUGGUUUCCUCCUCCAUCACCAGUGAUUAUUAACAAGGAAGAAUUAAUCCAUUUGAAAUGUUUUUCAUUGACUUGUGAUUUAAAAAUGUUGUUUUAUGAAGAAUCGGUUGUACCUCUACUACAUCGAAUGUCGAAUAUAGAACAACUAUCCUUGUAUAUCAUCAUCGAUCGUUUAUAUGAUCCUUAUAACUCAUUUGUCGAUGGAGAUAAUUUGAAAAAAGAUAUUAUUUGUCACAUGCCAAAGUUAAAGAAUUUUGUAUUUAGUAUUCACUCCAUUAUAAAUCAUCUUGAUUUUUCAAUUAAUUUACCAUCAAAUCAAGACAUUCAACGUACAUUUAAAGAUCUUGAAGAUUAUCAAAUUGUUUCUUAUAUCGAUUAUUUUCCAAAUGAAAAAAGUGGUCGAUGUCAUAUCUAUUCGUGUCCAUCUCAAAUGAGAUAUUACUACAAACUUGCAAAUAGUUUUCCAGGUGGAUUAUUUAAAUCCGUUCGGCACGUAUUUCUCUACGAUGAACAUCCUUUUGAAUUCGAAUUUUUCAUUCGAAUUGCUCAAGCAUGUCCAUUCCUUAAAACAUUAGUUAUGGAAAAUGAAUCACCACAAAACUAUGAACAAUUUAAGAAAUCAAACGUCGACAAUCGAAAUUUACCAAUUAUUAAAUAUCCUCAUCUUACUUUACUCAAUCUCUUGUGCGCCCAUAAUGAUUACAUUGAACAAUUUCUAGAUAAUACGAAAACUUGUCUAUCAAAUAAUAUUCAUCUUGUCGUCGAUUAUAAUUCUUUACAAACAGUAACAUACAACUUUACAAGGAAUACAACGCGAGUUAAUUGCGUUAAUAUACGACUUGAUAAAAUCGCGAGCGAUCCUAUCUUUACUGAAAAUUUAACAUUAAUGAAACGUUCUUCGAAUGGUGUUAUCAAAUUACUGGAUGAUUCAAUAUUUGAUCGCUUUUAUUCACAGAUAUUGCCUAAAAUUCAUCAUAAAAUCAAGUGGCUCGACCUUGAACCAUUAUCUAUGGAACGUAUUCUUCUUGCUGUUGAUUACCCAAAUUUACAUGGACUCUCUCUUUUCAAUAUUGAACGUGAACUAGGUGUACGUCUGUUUGGUGAAGAGAGUCAUUUAGAUCGCAUCUUCAAAAAUCAAAUUACAACACUGAACAUUACACUUGCUGAAAAUAACAUAAUAGCAUCAACAUCGGAUAUAAUGAAUAUAGUGUGUACUCAUAUCUUGACUAUGUUCAACAAUUUAAUAUGUUUAAAAUUUCAUCCAUAUUCUAAUAUUCAUGUUGCCAGUGAUGAACGAUUAUCAUUCAGUUUAAAAGAACCUCCAACAUUUUUUUCUUCAAGUUUAAUGGAAUUACAUAUCAAUGUUGAAGAUUUUACUGACUGUCUUUAUCUACUCGAUGGUCGUUUCAAACAACUUCAUACUUUCUAUGUUAAUGUUCAUGUGUUUUUUUCUCCGACACAAGCAAUUAUUAACAAGGUACCAGGGCUCGAAACGGGCCUCAUUUUUAUGGCCCAGCCCGGCCCAACGCGGCCCAGCUAA